CUGUCGCCCAGUUAGCUUAGCUUCUCCCGGUAGUUACGGUCGUUAUUUACGUUGUUCACGUCAUCAACGUGCGACGCACAAUAUACGGCGUUUUUCCCCGUUUGCUGAACAACUGCUCCGUGUAAACAAAAUUACACACCAUAUUUUUUAACAGCUUUGGCAUUAUUCUAACGGACGGUGUGGUGUUGGUAAGAACUACUGUGAAGAGUGUUUUAUUUGAGUCCAGUAUGAGCGGGGGUUUGGCACCAAGCAAAAGUACCGUCUAUGUGUCGAACCUGCCAUUCUCUCUCACCAACAAUGACCUACACAAGCUAUUCAGCAAAUAUGGCAAAGUUGUAAAGGUCACGGUGGUUAAGGAUAAAAACACUCGGCAGAGUAAAGGAGUGGCGUUUGUUCUCUUCCUGGAUAGAGAGUCUGCUCAUAACUGUGCAAAAGCAGUGAACAACAAACAGUUAUUUGGCAGAACGGUUAAAGCCAGUAUUGCCAUAGAUAAUGGACGAGCAGCAGAAUUUAUAAGGAGACGGAACUACACAGACAAAAGUAGAUGCUACGAAUGUGGGGAUUCCGGACAUUUGAGCUACGCAUGUCCCAAAAACAUGCUGGGAGAGAGGGAACCUCCGAAGAAGAAAGAAAAGAAAAAGAAGAAAAAGGCUCAACAGCCCGAGCAAACCGAAGAAGAAGAAGAAGAAGAAAGUGAGGAAGAGGGAGAAGACCCAGCUUUAGAUAGCCUAAGCCAAGCCAUAGCUUUUCAGCAAGCCUGUAUUGAAGAAGAACAGAAAAAACAGAAGAGGCUGGCAGAGGAUAAUGCUCACGCUUCAACGUCGUCAGACUCCAAGAAGCCACGGAUCAAAAAGAGCGCAUACUUCAGUGAUGAGGAGGAGCUCAGUGACUAAUGGAUGUAUAGACUUUAAUGUUUUAUUUGGAUAAAUAUGGACAUUUUUUGAGCUGUUUUUUUUGUGCAGGUGUAAAAUAUGUUUCAAACUUUAUCAAAUGUUGAUAAAGUUAGAAUUGACACCCAAAAAAGUCAAUGUUUUAAGUGCAAAAUCAGAUUUAAAAAAAAAAAAAAAGCCAAACAGUUUGGGUACUGCUUGGCUGCUUGUAGAUAAAAUCUGAUCUUUUUUUAUGCUGCCAGUUUUCUAUUAAAUUUCAAAGGUGA
This is a messenger RNA of Haplochromis burtoni (Burton's mouthbrooder), 1156 nucleotides long. RefSeq names its product zinc finger CCHC-type and RNA binding motif 1 (gene zcrb1). Bases 228 to 893 code for a protein of 221 amino acids. Gene Ontology annotation, cellular component: U12-type spliceosomal complex. Gene Ontology annotation, biological process: mRNA splicing, via spliceosome. The transcript has 8 exons. NCBI's taxonomy places the organism in Eukaryota, Metazoa, Chordata, Actinopteri, Cichliformes, Cichlidae. The record is from RefSeq and is a predicted model, not a curated record. Gene Ontology annotation, molecular function: RNA binding; zinc ion binding.